AGAUGUAGACACCAACAGCAGGGCCCAGUAGACAAAGUCAGGAUGUGACAUCACCAACAGGAAGAGAAGCCAAACAACUUUUUCUCUCUUUACUGUGUUGUCUCUGCUGCCGAGUGAAGUUGGAGCCUCUCGGUCUGUUAGUGGCCGGCAGGGAGGGAGAAGAUCCAGAGGAGGCGAGAGGGGGGCAGAGCAGCUGGAGCUAACCUCCACAGGGAGUUUAAAGUCAAGAGUUCCGACGCCCAAAUCCUCCCUGAACUUCCCACGACUUUCCACCCUGUCCCAGACCCUCCGCUGUAGGAUUUCAGCCAGGGACGUCCCGCCAUCUGAAAACAAGAGCUCCCUGCAAUCUUUGCACAACAGACGCUGACCCCUGCGUGGCCUGAUUUCAGAGCUGAAACCAGCCUGGUUCCCUCUCUCAGGAAGGUCACACGCUAUCAUACUCAAAACUAAUUAUUAUUCUGGAGAGCUCAUUCUCCCCUUAUCUCAGGGGAAACGACCAAGUCAAUGGCGUUGUGUCUUGGACAAGUGUUCAGCAAAGACAGAACAUUCAGGCCAAGGAAACGCUUUGAGCCAGGCACCCAGCGAUUUGAACUCUAUAAGAAGGCCCAGGCCUCGCUCAAGUCCGGCUUGGACCUGAGGAAAGUGGUUCAGCUACCAGAGGGAGAGAAUAUCAAUGACUGGAUUGCUGUUCAUGUGGUGGAUUUCUUUAACAGGAUCAACCUGAUCUAUGGCACGGUGAGCGAGUACUGCACCGAGCGCACGUGUCCCAUCAUGUCCGGGGGGCUGAGGUACGAGUACAGGUGGCAGGACGGUGACGACUACAAGAAACCCACCAAGCUGCCAGCUCUCAAGUACAUGAACCUGCUGAUGGACUGGAUAGAGUCGCUCAUCAAUAAUGAGGACAUCUUCCCCACCAGAAUAGGUGUACCUUUCCCCAAAAACUUCCAGCAAGUGUGCAAGAAGAUCCUGAGCCGUCUCUUCAGAGUCUUCGUGCAUGUUUACAUCCAUCACUUUGACAGCAUCUGCAGUAUGGGUGCAGAGGCCCACAUCAAUACCUGCUACAAGCACUACUACUACUUCAUCUCAGAGUUCAACCUCAUUGAUCACUCUGAACUGGAGCCCCUGAAAGAGAUGACGGAGAAGAUAUGCAAUUAAACAAAACCACAUGGACAAAGGAGUUUACAUUUUGAAGUUACCUGAGCCCCGUGAGAAAACACCAGCUUCAAAACACUCAAAACAAAGAACAAUUUUACAUAAAGUUGCAUGAGUGGUUUUCUAAGCAUAACUGGGAAGGUCCAAUUACGUACCACACUUCUUCAGGUGGUGGCGCUGUACCUUCACACAUGUUUUUACUUAAAGUCAUUAUGGUGCUGUGAUGCCAUCAUUAUAGGACUUUGUAUUGCUUUAUAAUAAUACAUCUCCUGUACUUAUCCUUUUUCUUUACUCCUGCAUGUAUGUCUGACCUUUAUAUAUGUUUUGAUAUCCAGUGUUGAGUCUUAUUUUGAUGAAUGAAAGUUUGUAUUUUA
This is a messenger RNA of Seriola dumerili (greater amberjack), 1526 nucleotides long. RefSeq names its product MOB kinase activator 3C (gene mob3c). Gene Ontology annotation, molecular function: protein kinase activator activity. Gene Ontology annotation, cellular component: nucleus; cytoplasm. The record is from RefSeq and is a predicted model, not a curated record. The transcript is spliced from 4 exons. The coding region runs from base 505 to 1155 and encodes 216 amino acids. Gene Ontology annotation, biological process: signal transduction; positive regulation of protein phosphorylation. Lineage: Eukaryota; Metazoa; Chordata; Actinopteri; Carangiformes; Carangidae.